This is a messenger RNA of Lottia gigantea (owl limpet), 1293 nucleotides long. RefSeq lists its product as hypothetical. The transcript is spliced from 11 exons. The coding region runs from base 1 to 1293 and encodes 430 amino acids. The record is from RefSeq and is a predicted model, not a curated record. Gene Ontology annotation, biological process: protein dephosphorylation; signal transduction. Gene Ontology annotation, cellular component: nucleus; protein phosphatase type 2A complex; cytosol. Gene Ontology annotation, molecular function: protein phosphatase activator activity. NCBI's taxonomy places the organism in Eukaryota, Metazoa, Mollusca, Gastropoda, Lottiidae.
AUGUCUGCUAAAGUAACAGAUCGUAUCGAUCCUUUUACAAAUAAAAUAUCUAUCAAAUCAAAGAAGCAAAAACGGUCUCAAGGAUCAUCACAUUAUCGGACUAAAAAUGCCCCCGAGCUUCAGCCAUUGCCUCAUCUUAAAGAUGUGAGUCCGUCUGAGCAACAGGAAUUAUUUAUUAAGAAAUUACAGCAAUGUUGUGUUGUAUUUGAUUUUAUGGAUCCGGUCUCGGAUCUGAAGAGUAAGGAAAUUAAACGAGCCUGUUUAAAUGAGUUAGUGGAUUAUAUCACAGCAACAAGAAAUGUUCUCACAGAACCUACAUAUCCUGAAACUGUAAGAUUGAUUGCAUGUAAUAUAUUCCGCACUCUUCCACCAAAUGAUAAUCCUGAUUUUGAUCCUGAAGAAGAUGAUCCUACAUUAGAAGCAUCAUGGCCACAUUUACAGAUUGUUUAUGAAUUUUUUCUUCGGUUCCUUGAAUCUCCAGACUUCCAACCGAGUUUGGCUAAGAAAUAUAUAGACCAAAAAUUUGUAUUACAGUUAUUAGAAUUAUUUGAUAGUGAAGACCCAAGAGAACGAGAUUUUCUGAAAACUGUAUUACAUCGUAUAUAUGGAAAGUUUUUAGGAUUACGGGCUUUCAUCAGAAAACAGAUUAAUAAUUUUUUCCUCAGGUUUAUUUAUGAAACUGAGUCAUUUAAUGGUGUUGGUGAAUUAUUGGAAAUUCUUGGCAGCAUUAUCAAUGGUUUUGCUUUACCACUAAAACCUGAGCAUAAGUUAUUUUUAACAAAGGUACUAAUACCUUUACAUAAGGCACGAAGUUUAAGUUUAUAUCAUGCUCAGCUGGCAUAUUGUGUUGUACAGUUUCUAGAAAAAGAUGCCAUGUUAACGGAAGAUGUUAUAAAAGGCUUGUUAAAAGUUUGGCCAAAAACAAGUAGUCAGAAAGAGGUGAUGUUUCUUGGUGAAAUUGAAGAAAUACUAGAUGUGAUAGAACCAACUCAGUUCCAGAAGAUCAUUGAUCCAAUGUUUAAACAAAUAGCACGCUGUGUAUCCAGUCCACACUUUCAGGUUGCAGAAAGAGCAUUAUAUUAUUGGAAUAAUGAAUAUAUUAUGAGUUUAAUAGAAGAGAACUCAUCUCAAGUUUUACCCAUCAUGUUUCCUGCAUUAUAUAGAAUAUCUAAAGAUCAUUGGAAUCAAACUAUAGUCGCCUUGGUUUAUAAUGUAUUAAAAACCUUUAUGGAGAUGAAUAGUAAAUUAUUUGAUGAAUUAACAGCCAAUUAUAAAGCAGAACGACAAAAGUAA